Molecule: messenger RNA, 1236 nt
Organism: Pelodiscus sinensis (Chinese soft-shelled turtle)
Lineage: Eukaryota; Metazoa; Chordata; Testudines; Trionychidae
Gene: PPP1R3C
Product: protein phosphatase 1 regulatory subunit 3C
Biological process (GO): regulation of glycogen biosynthetic process
Cellular component (GO): protein phosphatase type 1 complex
Molecular function (GO): protein phosphatase 1 binding; glycogen binding
Source: RefSeq, a predicted model, not a curated record
UGCUCCCAGGCUUUCACGUGAAAGGGUUGUGCGGUGUCUGAUAAGAUGUAGGAGCGAGCGUCCUACGUUUGCUGCUAGUCUUCAAAGAGCUAGUGCGGAGGGGAGUUGCUAAAGAGACGAGAUUGUGCAAAAGCAGAUUUAAUCGAGGUAGAAGCACAUCAUUCAUCUUCACCGCUUCUCCAUGCUCUACUCUUCAUUCAACAGUGCAAACUAAGCCUGAAUUGUACCAGAAUGAUACAGAUCUUGGACCCAAGACCUUUGCCCAGCUCCAUCAUGCCUGUUGAUGUGGCCAUGAGAAUCUGCUUAGCCCAUUCACCACCUCUGAAGAGAAUUCUCAGCCCUCUUGAUGACUAUCCAAGAAGAAACUUUGUUAACAGAUUCAAGCCUCUCAGACCAUGUCUCAAUGUGAAACGUGAAUCUGAGUGUCGAAACAAUAGUGACUGGAACCGCUCCCCAAGUCGAGCCAAGAAACGAGUCGUGUUUGCAGAUUCAAAGGGACUAUCUCUGACUGCAAUCCAUGUCUUCUCUGAAAUCCAGGAACAUCCGGUCUGGGAUCUUCAGUUUGACUUGUCGGAUCUUGAAGACAUAACUGCUGGUUUAAAACUACAUGAAGAGAGAAAUUUGAUUCUAGGUUUCCCUCAACCUUCAGCUGAUUACUUAGAUUUCCGGAAUCGCUUGCAGAAGAACUUUGUCUGUCUUGAGAAUUGCACCCUCCAAGAGAGGGCGGUGGCAGGGACUGUGAAAGUGAAAAACAUGAGCUAUGAGAAGGUGGUUCAGGUUCGAAUUACCUUUGAUACAUGGAAAACAUACACAGAUGUAGAUUGUGUCUACAUGAACAAUGUGUAUGGAGACUCUGACAGUGACACCUUCUCAUUUGCCAUUGAGCUGCCCGCAGCCAUUCCCACUCAAGAAAAGAUUGAGUUCUGCAUUUCUUACCAAAGUGGCAAGCAUAUCUUCUGGGACAAUAAUGAGGGACAGAACUACAAGAUUGUCCAUGCAGAAUGGAAACCUGAUGGUGUCCAAGCACCAGCAUCUACUAAGAGAGACUGCACAGUUCAUAAGAUUCCAAGGAUGACCCAAGAUUGUGAGCAGUUUGGCAGUCCAAGGAUGUCAAAUGGCCUGUUUCCGGAGUGGCAAAGCUGGGGUAGAAUUGAAAACUCAGCUCCAUAUUGGUGGGAGAUAGGAUCACCAGAGGUGGAAAUGUUUUACUUUGAAAAACAUAGUGAGCACAUUUAG